AUUUGUCAUCUGUGGGAAAAUCAAAAAGUCCGAGCUGAGGCUGGCGCAAAUAUGUUAAAAUUAUUUUUUUAAAUUCAUUUAAAAUUUAUAGCUCAAAAAGACAAAAAUAUAUAAAAUAAAUAGUGUUUGUGCCGAAGGGACUGAUUAAAAUUAUAGUGAAGAGUUAAUUUCAAAAUGCAUAGAGCAAGAGCAGUGUUUCAAGCUUCAAAUAAGUUAGGUGGGUCUGAAAGGUUCGCAUCAUGGCUCCUCAACAAACCACAGACUGCUGCUGUAGCAGUAAACGCCAACAGGCUGAAGAGUUCUGCAGCAGCAGAGCCAUUUUUAAAUGGAUCCAGCUCAGCUUAUGUGGAAACUAUGUACAAUGCCUGGUUGUCCGAUCCUAAUUCUGUACAUGCAUCAUGGGACGCUUUCUUCCGGAACGCAACGGCGGGGGCUCAGCCAGGAGUCGCGUACACUUCGCCCCCCAACCUGGCGCCGUACAACAAGAACGAAGUUCCCCUCACCUCGCUAGUACCAGCUAUCGGCGGUAGCACGUCUAUUUCUUCGGGUUCCCCGAUCAAUGAGAAAAUCAUUGACGACCAUCUGGCGGUGCAGGCCAUCAUCAGGAGUUACCAGUCGCGUGGUCAUCUGGUGGCCAAUCUGGAUCCACUGGGCAUAACAACCGGCGACCCCAUAUCGAGCGGCGAUUGGCACGGCGGCCUCCGUGCUUUCGCUAGCGAAGCGGUCAUAAGACAGCACGUACGAUUCGAUGAAGCUGACAUGGAUAGAGUUUUCAAAUUGCCCUCGACGACGUUUAUCGGUGAAAAGGAAAAAGCCUUGCCGUUGAGAGAAAUCCUGAACAGGCUAGAGGAGGCGUAUUGUAACAACAUCGGCAUAGAGUUUAUGUUCAUCAACUCGCUGGAACAAUGCAACUGGAUCAGACAGAGGAUGGAACCACCCAACGUCACCAAGAUGAGCAACGACCAGAAGAGAUUGAUCCUGGCCCGUCUCACCAGAUCUACCGGAUUUGAAAACUUCCUGGCGAAGAAAUGGUCGUCGGAGAAGCGUUUCGGUCUGGAGGGCUGCGAGAUCCUGAUCCCGGCGAUGAAGCAGGUCAUCGACACCUCCACCAGACUCGGUGUUGAGUCCAUCAUCAUGGGAAUGCCUCACAGAGGACGUCUAAACGUUUUGGCGAAUGUGUGCCGCAAACCUCUCCACCAACUGUUCACACAGUUCGCUGGACUUGAAGCCGAAGAUGAUGGCUCAGGUGACGUGAAAUACCAUUUGGGUACAUACAUCGAGCGUCUUAACCGCGUGACGAACAAGAACAUCCGUCUCGCCGUCUGCGCCAACCCGUCUCACUUGGAGGCCGUAGAUCCCGUUGUCCAGGGCAAGACGCGCGCCGAACAGUUCUACCGCGGUGACAAUGAGGGCAAAAAGGUGAUGUCAAUGCUCCUCCACGGUGACGCGGCGUUCGCCGGCCAGGGUGUGGUGUUUGAGACGAUGCAUCUGUCCGACCUACCGGCGUACACGACGCACGGCACGAUACACAUCGUCGCCAACAACCAGAUCGGAUUCACGACCGAUCCGCGUCACUCGCGCUCGUCCGCUUAUUGUACCGACGUGGCCCGCGUCGUGAACGCACCCAUCUUCCACGUGAAUAGCGACAACCCCGAGGCGGUUAUGCACGUGUGCAACGUGGCGGCCGAAUGGCGCGCGACGUUCCACAAGGACGUCGUCAUUGAUAUCGUCAGCUAUCGCCGCAACGGACAUAACGAGGUCGACGAGCCUAUGUUCACGCAGCCCCUCAUGUACCAGAAGAUCCGCAAGACCAAGCCAGUAUUGGAGAAGUACGCCGACCAGCUGAUCGCUGAAGGCGUAGUUACUGCGGAAGAGGUUAAAGACGUGAAGGACAAAUACGAGAAGAUCUGCGAGGAGGCGUACAGCCAGGCCAAGCAGGAGACACACAUCAAGUACAAGGACUGGCUCGACUCGCCCUGGUCAGGCUUCUUCGAGGGCAAGGACCCGCUCAAGAUGGCCCCGACCGGAGUCGUAGAAGAGACACUUGUGCACAUCGGCAAGCGUUUCUCAUCCCCGCCGCCCAACGCCGCUGAAUUCGAGAUCCACAAGGGUCUGCUGCGUAUUCUCAAGUCCCGUAUGGAGAUGGUAGAGAACAGGACCGUGGACUGGGCCCUGGCUGAGGCCAUGGCUUUCGGCUCCCUGCUGAAGGAGGGCAUCCACGUGCGACUGUCCGGCGAAGACGUGGAGAGAGGCACAUUCUCGCACAGACAUCACGUGCUACAUCACCAGAAGGUGGACAAGGCGACAUACUGCCCGCUGGCCCACCUCUACCCCGACCAAGCGCCCUACACCGUCUGCAACAGCUCACUGUCUGAAUAUGGUGUGCUCGGCUUCGAGGUCGGUUACUCGGUCACCAACCCCAACGCGCUGGUGCUCUGGGAGGCGCAGUUCGGUGACUUCAACAACGUGGCGCAGUGCAUCAUCGACCAGUUCAUAUCGAGCGGGCAGGCCAAGUGGGUGCGCCAGUCCGGCAUCGUGCUCCUCCAGCCGCACGGUAUGGAGGGUAUGGGACCUGAACACUCGUCUGCUCGCCUGGAGCGAUUCCUGCAGAUGAGCUCUGACGAUCCCGACUACAUGCCCCCUGAGAGCCCCGACUAUGAAGUUCGUCAGCUCCACGACUGCAACUGGAUAGUGGCGAACUGCUCGACUCCCGCGUCCCUGUUCCACAUCCUGCGGCGUCAGAUCGCGCUGCCGUUCCGCAAGCCGCUCAUCCUCAUGACGCCCAAGUCGUUGCUGCGCCACCCCGAGUGCAAGUCCACGUUUGACGAGAUGUGUGAAGGCACUACUUUCAAGAGAGUGAUUCCCGACAACGGACCCGCGGCUCAGAACGCUCAGAACGUCCGCAAGUUGGCGUUCUGCUCCGGCCGCGUGUACUACGACCUGCUCAAGGAGCGCCGCGAACGUGGGCUAGAGAAGGACAUCGCUAUUGUCAGAGUGGAGCAGAUGUCGCCGUUCCCGUACGAUCUACUGAAGGCGGAGAUCGCCAAGUACCCGAACGCGCAGCUCGUGUGGUCGCAGGAGGAGCACAAGAACAUGGGCGCCUGGAGCUACGUCGAGCCGCGAUUCCGCACCCUGCUGCAGGGACAGAAGGCCAUCUGGCCUAAGUCCGAAAAGGGGGGUUGGUUUAGUCAGCUAUUCGGCAGCUCCAACGCCGCACAAACUGACAGUGCCGACAAACAGACAGAAACGCCGCGCACUAUUAGCUACAACGGGCGCGCGACCGCGGCCUCCCCCGCCACCGGCUCGAAGGCCGCUCACACCAAGGAGCUGAAGAACCUCUUGGACGAGUUCUGCGUCUUAUAAACGACCUUCGAAUAUUAACAUCUAUUUAAUUACAUUAACGUAGACCACGCUAAUUCUAAAUCGAAAAGUAGCUAACGAAAUCCACUUCAGAAUUUAAUUACUCUCAGUAUUUAAUAUCUUCUCUUUAUUAAUUAGUAAUUUUAUUUAGAUAAAUUAUUUAUUUAUUACGUAGCCGUAGUAUCGAUAUAAUUCUCGUUGUUGUCUCGUUUGCCUAUUGAUGUGUUGUAAAUAUCGAUUUCGAUCGCCCCGGGUCGCGAUUACGGUCGUCGGAUGGGCUACUGACAGGUUUUCCGAAGAAAACCUGACGCGUUCAGUAGUUUGAGCAUCUGACUGUUGUAAAAAGAAUCUAUAAUAAUUGUUGAUCGAGAGUACACAAGUACACAACUGACGGGUUCGCAUCCUAGCUAGUCAGUAACAUACGUCGAGCUGUGAAUUUACCCUAACCGUUCGCUUCGCCAUUGGCUUAUAUGUUUUGACGAUAUUAUGAUUAGAUAUUACUAGAUUAUACAUGUAAUUAGUAAACAAAUCUACGUAGUGAGCUAAAUUUGUAGCGGUUUAGUUGGCGACUCCCUCUUGUAUAGUUUAGUUUCGUAGUUACCGCCGUCACGGCAACAUGUAAGGAUCAACACCAAACCUUGUAUCUUCUCUGUGUUAAUGUAGGACAUAUUGUGUACCGACGACGUUUAUACGUACUUAUGUCGCAGCGGCCUGAAGUUAGCCACCUAUUUAAUUUACCUAGAUUAAAGCUCUAUGUGAAAAAGAUAACCUCUUGAUACAUGGAUCAGUCCAUUUUUGACAUUGACAUUUUUUUAAAUACGUACCGCAGCUAACUUCGGCCAGGUUAUCGCGACAAGUGUACCAACUUCACGUCGUUCACCUAACGCUUGUAACACUGCUUGUAUGAUAUGCACAGUUUCUUGUUGAUAUUUCGAACACGUAUUUUCGGCUCAGGUGUUGAAGAAGAGCGUGAAAGGGACUCAAGAAAGGAUCGUAUGAAAGUUUGUUAAGCGCCUGAGCGACUUAUUACUAUCUGUACUUUAGUCGUUUCUUUACAAUAAAUAUAUUAUACAACA
This is a messenger RNA of Aricia agestis (brown argus), 4436 nucleotides long. RefSeq names its product 2-oxoglutarate dehydrogenase, mitochondrial (gene Nc73EF). NCBI's taxonomy places the organism in Eukaryota, Metazoa, Arthropoda, Insecta, Lepidoptera, Lycaenidae. Gene Ontology annotation, cellular component: mitochondrion; oxoglutarate dehydrogenase complex. The record is from RefSeq and is a predicted model, not a curated record. Bases 175 to 3363 code for a protein of 1062 amino acids. Gene Ontology annotation, molecular function: thiamine pyrophosphate binding; oxoglutarate dehydrogenase (succinyl-transferring) activity. Gene Ontology annotation, biological process: tricarboxylic acid cycle. The transcript is spliced from 23 exons.